AUUCCCCAAAGACUAUGCCUCACCCAUAGUUGCCACCCACGUUACUGGAAAGUAAAGAGUUAACCGCAAACAACCUUUGGAAAGAACUGAAAUGCAAGUCUGUAAUUUCAGGCAAUUUCCAGUAGUCCACACUCCCGCGGACAGUAACUGUUCAGAAAGCGGACGAGUGGCAUAUCAAGUUGUGUCUGUAACGAAUUAUUUGCUGGCUUCACGUAACCGUGUCUGCUUUUGCAGUUGGACACCGUUGCAACUUUUCACCGGCGCAGGACAUGUGUGGAUGUACAUCAAAAUGACGAAUUGCACAAGCAACAACCAGCAAUUUGACUUGAAGAAAAGACGGUUCUAUCUGUACCCGGGCAAUUUUCUGGAAUCUCCAAAUCCCUAGCGUUAUUUGAGCGUCGAGCCGUCUUUUUCGCAUGAACCACAAAAGGAUUUGGGUCGGUUUUGUCGUUUCUAGAGAUUCAGGAUGAAAAAACCCAAAGUUAAUCGGAUGGUUCUUGCAAUGUGCCUGGGGUGUUUUAUAAUGGUUAUAUUCUAUUUUCAGAGCAACCUGAAACCAGCCUCGGCUAACGGCAGUGGGAUGGGCGGCAGCCUGGGGAAGUCAGGCAGGACUCCACUCCAGAUGCUCUAUGAAAGUGACCAGUUGGAGCAGUCGGCGGUGCAUGUGACCCACCAGGGCCGCCGGGAGCUCCUGGAGGACGCCUGCCGCUCUUACACGCACAAGCGGCGCGUGCUCAUCCCAGAGGACCUGAAGCACAUCAUCGUGGACGACCAGCACGGCCUGCUCUACUGCUACGUCCCCAAGGUGGCCUGCACCAACUGGAAACGGGUCCUCAUGGUCCUGACCGGUGCAGCCGGGCCCCGCCGCGACCCCCUCGCCAUCCCCGCCAACGAGGCCCACGUGCCGGGAAACCUGCGCACCCUGUCCGAGUACUCCACCUCGCAGAUCAACCGCCGGCUGCGCUCCUACCUGAAGUUCGUGUUCGUGCGCGAGCCCUUCGAGCGGCUGGUGUCGGCCUACCGCAACAAGUUCACGCGCAGCUACAACACGGCCUUCCACAAGCGCUACGGCACCAAGAUCAUCCGCCGGCACCGGCCCGACCCGCAGGAGGAGGCGCUGGAGCGCGGCGACGACGUCUCCUUCGAGGAGUUCGUGUACUACCUGGUGGACCCGGCCACGCAGCGCGAGGAGCCCUUCAACGAGCACUGGGAGCGGGUCCACUCGCUGUGCCACCCGUGCCUCAUCCACUACGACGUGGUGGGGAAGUACGAGACGCUGGAGGAGGACUCCCGCUACGUGAUGCAGCUUGCCGGGGUGGAGGGCCAGGUGACCUUCCCAGCUUCAGCCAAGAGCACCCGGACUACGGGAGACAUGGCCGCCCAGUUCUUCCGCAACAUCAGCCCCUUCUACCAGAAGAAGCUCUACAACCUCUACCGCAUGGACUUCCUGCUGUUCAACUACACCACACCAGAGUACCUGAGGUUUCGAUGAAAGCGCGCCAUUGGGAAGGCAUUGUAUGAACAGCUGACUGUCAAUAGGACCCCCCCCCCCCAAAUGAAGAUAAACGAGGCAUAUUACAGUGAGCCAAUGGAGAUUGACCUGCUGUAUUUUUAGGACUGAAAUGUGCCUAUAAUACACAUUAACUCUGAUGCCACCUGCUUUUGUUGCCAUUGUUUUUUUUACUGUUAAUUUUGUAAUGACUAGUGUUCUAUUCUACAAGAGGAACACAAGAUGUCUGAAAGUCAUUUAUUUGUUAUUCGGGGCGAUGAAAGUCUCUCUCAAUUUGUGCCUUUGAGUGUGGGCCUUAUGACUCAAAUAUGUAGCACAUCCUUUUGAAAUGUGACUGACAAUGGUAUCAUUGUACUAUAGAGGGUUUCUCUGUCAAGUACAGAGCAUGGUUUUGACUCUCAUUUUAUUUAUUUUGACUUUUUCUUGUCCACACAAAUUAUGUAUAUUUACUUUCACUUCCGACAGUCAAAUAAACACAUUCAAGCAUAA
Messenger RNA from Esox lucius (northern pike), 1999 nucleotides. Its product is annotated as carbohydrate sulfotransferase 11. Gene Ontology annotation, biological process: proteoglycan biosynthetic process; carbohydrate biosynthetic process. Gene Ontology annotation, molecular function: sulfotransferase activity. The record is from RefSeq and is a predicted model, not a curated record. NCBI's taxonomy places the organism in Eukaryota, Metazoa, Chordata, Actinopteri, Esociformes, Esocidae. The coding region runs from base 467 to 1492 and encodes 341 amino acids. Gene Ontology annotation, cellular component: membrane. The transcript is spliced from 3 exons.